AUGGAGGGGAGUUGGCAACUAAGAUUCUUUCUGGUAUUCGGCAAACAGAAGACGCGGAUGCCUCCGACGAAGCACUGGACACAAGAAAGAGGCGGAGAGAAAGUGAAGAGCGACGAACAGCGUUUGAAAGAAGGGCCCUUUAGUGACUCGCUACCUACACCAUGGAAGGCGGGCUCCUUUGUCAAAGGGCCGUUGAAAAUCAUGUGGGAAGAGAGGCAGGUUCGAGAGGAGAAGUACAAGAUUUCCUUUGACACCUCCUUACACUUAAUCAAUGGCAUUAAGUACCGAAUGUUCAGCAAGGGAUGGGAUUUGAAGUACACCACUGUUAGCAACUCUGAUGAUCUCAUCGUCAAGUAUGAUCAUCCUAAGCGAGGGGUGGCAGCCAGAAGAGUCAAGGGACAUGUGCCUCGUUAUCAACUCGCGUCGAUGGCUCAGCCAUCGAGACCACCUCUUCACCAACCAAGUAACUCGAGGAAUUGCGUCGAAAGCCGAAGAAGAAAGUGUGGUACACUGCCCCGAGAACUCUACGACGUUGGUUUGAUCCGCCCAUACACGAGGCACAUUUUGAGGAGGAGUCCGUCUCAGGAUGCGCCGGUUAGGGUCAGGGGCAGGUCGAAUGUGAUGGAAGUGGACUCCCACCCUUGGCUGGCAGAAAGGUUGAAGGAGGACGCCACAGCCGAGGCACAGAUCAAUGAUCCCAUGACUAACUCUUGUCGUGCCGGUCUGGCGGGCCAACAGCACGGAGAGACCGACGGGUCAGGGCAACGCCGACGUGGUCAUGCCAAGCGAGGUGUGGUAGGAAUCAUGGGAGUGAAGAAUAUUCCAGCUGGUUCAGCCGGCUCAGGGUCGGUGAUAUAUGUGGAUGCUGACUUACGCCCAGGGAUGUGA
Messenger RNA from Ilyonectria robusta, 888 nucleotides. RefSeq lists its product as uncharacterized. Bases 1 to 888 code for a protein of 295 amino acids. The record is from RefSeq and is a predicted model, not a curated record. NCBI's taxonomy places the organism in Eukaryota, Fungi, Ascomycota, Sordariomycetes, Hypocreales, Nectriaceae. The transcript is spliced from 4 exons.